CCUGGAACAUUGCUGCAAUCAGAUGGUAUCACAAACACGAGGGCUUCCUAUUCUUUUGGACAUGGUAAGUGAUGAUAAACCUGUUACAGAUUUGCAGCUGCAUAAUGUGGUAAUGUGUUGGAGAAUUAGCAAAUAAACAACGAAUACACAACUUUGUUUACAGGGACAGACAACAAGUAUAUGGAUGUACGUAAUUUUAUUUGUUUUGAUCAUGGACUCGCACUGCACUGAAAAGCAAACUAUACGUUCCAAUAACUGGGGACCACAGUCAAUGAUGUACCUCAAAGGCAAAUAUGGCAGAAGACACGAACCUGAAAUUCUUGAAAAUGUUUAUGAAUCAGAGAUGAGCAACUUGUUCACCGUCAUCAAAGGAUUUCAAAAACUGAGGUCAGUGGAUUCCAGAAACCCCAAGAGGAUGUUCACAUCUGAGAAUCUUAUGAUUCGUUAUGUGAAUUAGAUGGAAUGUAUAAAGUGCUUUAUUUAAUGUAAUGAUAUUGUUCAGGAGAGACACUGAUUUACUCGUCAUUUUUAGUGUCAAAUCUUAAUGUGAA
Alosa alosa (allis shad) is the source of this 551-nucleotide messenger RNA. RefSeq names its product spexin prohormone 2-like. The record is from RefSeq and is a predicted model, not a curated record. Bases 185 to 457 code for a protein of 90 amino acids. The transcript has 4 exons. NCBI's taxonomy places the organism in Eukaryota, Metazoa, Chordata, Actinopteri, Clupeiformes, Clupeidae.